This is a messenger RNA of Lytechinus pictus (painted urchin), 3265 nucleotides long. RefSeq lists its product as uncharacterized. Gene Ontology annotation, molecular function: protein binding. Gene Ontology annotation, biological process: signal transduction. The transcript is spliced from 4 exons. The record is from RefSeq and is a predicted model, not a curated record. The coding region runs from base 1 to 651 and encodes 216 amino acids. NCBI's taxonomy places the organism in Eukaryota, Metazoa, Echinodermata, Echinoidea, Temnopleuroida, Toxopneustidae.
AUGAGUGAUGUACAGUUUGAAGAACACGGGACCAAGGACAGACUCCCAAGGAACUCCAUAGCAAAGGGUAGUCACAGGAGACUGCAUGCCAGUGAUGAAUACAGCUUGUCCUCUGUUGGAAAGAUUAUUUCUUUCUGUAGACUAAUAAACGGACCCAAGAUUUGUGAACCCGUCAAAUUUGAUGUUCCAAAUCAGCCAGAUAGUGUUCUAAUAUCCAUGAAAGCCGGACAAAGCAAGAAACUGGAGGCCAAUUGUUCAUUCAGGUUGGAUUUCCCAACUCAUCAUAGAAAAGAGAACGUUCCUCCACAAGAACACGGUGCAACAAGUUUACAGGCGCAGCAGACAUCAGAUGAAACCUUACGAAUCAAUCCAGCUCGAGAGAGGGACUUUGAUGGCAUUAUGACAACCGUUGCAAAAAAGGUCUCACGACCGGAGAUAGAUGAUCUUGGAAAUGCUCUUGGCUUCGGACCAGAGGAUAUCAACCGUUAUGUUGAGGAGAACAACAAAGGACCGGGCGUCUCGUACAUGGGAACACUUUCAAUGCUCCGUAGUUGGAGAAAGAAGCAAACAAAGAAUACAGAGCAGAAAGCCUUGCAGUCUGCUCUAGAAGAGGCUGGUCAAAUCCAUCUCGCUGAUGAACUAUUUGGUUAAUGAUUUAAUGGAACUCAUGAUUUUUGUGAUCUAUGAACUAUGUUAAAAAGAAGGAUUAGAUAGAGGAAGUCAGUUGGCAGGUCCUCAAAAAGUAGCUUCUUUUAUCCUAGUAAUGUUCAUGAUGAGAGGAUGUUUGCAUUAUUUUCAUGCAACCUAAGUUGUUCUUUUAUACUUAAUUUCUGUUUGAGCACAAAUGAUCUUUAAAUUAUGAUACAGCUGAAGAUCUAAGCUUUGAUAUGAUAUUGGUUUUAUAAUAAGAAGUAUUUUAGAUGGGUCACCAGCCAGCUUUUCAUAGGCCAAGUACAUUUAGCAGCUUAUAAAACAAUACUACUUCACUCUGAUUAGUCAUAGAGACCACACACCCACGCAAACCCGAACAUACCACACUGGGCAUCUGCAAGAUCACACUCACAAUGUGGUUAUCUCUUCGAAUUACACGCGCCUGUUGUUUUGAAAACAUUAUUCAGCCAAUCAAAACUCUGGAUUUUAUACUUCUCAGAAAUACCAGAAAUUUCCUCUCGUAUCUUGAUGGAAAAAGUUGGAUGCUGACCCAUCUAAGAGGUGCCACAUACAGAAGAAGAAAAUUCCGUUUGAGGCAUCUAUUCAGGCCUGAAAUUCACUUAUCAAAUUAUUUUAUUCAAAAGAAACGACCAAUAUAAAAGAGUAACAUUUACCCUUUCCUAUGGUAUAAGAAUAAUCAAUAUUAUUUGAAUAAAAAGUGGUUAAAUUCUUUCAGAUUUGAAGUCUCACAAUUCACGAGAUUGUGCAGGAAUAUCUUGCUCAUUUGCUUACUAGCAUAGGGAAAGAAACAGAAAGAAUGAGAGAAAGAUAAACAAGAUGAGUUUAAUAUGACGUUUGUAGCUGAGAAGGGGUGUGCGAACAUGCACGGAUGAGGAUGUGUCUGUGUGUGUAAGAUCAAAUGUUAUUGAUUCGUUGUGUUUAUGGGAGUAUGUGUGUGUGAGGGUGUGUGCGGGUAAGUGUGUGUGUAAUUGACGCAGCUGAUUGCAAGGUGUUUAUUUGCAUUUUAUGAAUAUUGUAUCAUAGAGUCAAUGCAGUUCAUUGAAAUAAUCUGAUCUGAAGUUUUUUAAUAUGUAUUUGGUUAUGUUAACGAAAUUCUUGGAAACUCAUUAAUUCAUGAUUUAUGUACUGUAUUUCAAAAUGAUGAAAUACGCAUUUUUAAUUAUUUUCUUUUUUGGAUAUGUACUAAAAUUUGAUACGCAGAGAGGCAUUGCAAGUUGUCGUAAUUUAUAUUUUGUACUGUAUUUAUUGAUUUUCUGUACAUAGUGAAAUAUAUCACAAAGGAUGCCAAUCAUGAAAAUUGAUAACAAGAUAGAAAAGAGAACAAAUUUGAACUUUAUCAAAAGGUCGAACUGCCUUUGCGAACGUACACGGAUGAGCGUGUGUCUGUGUGUGUAAGAUCAAAUGAUAUUGAUUCGUUGUGUUUAUGGGAGUAGGGGUAUAUGAAGGUGUGUGAGUGUGUGUGUAAGGGCAGGCAUGUUUUAAUUGACGCAGCUGAUUGAAAGGUUUUUUAUUUGCAUUUAAUGUAUUCUAUCAUAGGGUCAAUGCAGCUCAUUGAUAAAAUCUGAGCUUAAGUUUAUUUACAUUAAUUAAGGAAACUCAUUAAUUCGUGAUUUAUGUACUGUAUUUGAAUUAAUAAAUAUAAAUUUGUUAUUAUUAUCUGAUUUAGAUAUGUACUAAAUUCGAUAAAAGUAAUAAUAUUGCGUUAUUGAUAUAAACGACUUGUUAUCAAAAGUACUACGCAGAGAGGCAUUGAAAAUUGUCAUAAUUAAUAUUUUGUACUGUAUUUAUUGAUUUUUAUGUACAUUGUGAAAUAUACCACAAAGCAUGUCAAUCAUGAAUAUUAAUAACAAAAUAGAAAAGAGAACAAAUUCAAACUUUGCUCAAUAGAUCGAACUGCCUUUGUCCAAAAAUCCCAGAAAAGCUGCAUGCUUGUAUGAGAGGCAAGCCCUGAAACUUAGUGUUAGUGUUAUAAUAUAUAGUAAAACUUCAAAUCUUAUCAUGCAAUCUGUUAUAUUUUUUUUCAAAUCAAUUUAUCCACCUGUUUUUAAAUUGAUUUCAUUUCAUCGUUAAAAACAAAUAAAAAUACAUACUAAAUGAUACAUGUGAAAUUGACAAAUAAAAAUGGGAGGAUAGCCGGGCUCAGCAGUAUCAAUCAUGGUGUUGCUGGUCUACGGAUGGGUCAUCAGUUUCAAUUUGCCUCCGUUGCAAUGUCCUAUACAGAGUCACAUGUAUGCACGUUGAGAUUGUUCAUCAUUGAUUGCCACCCCCCCCCCCCACUAACAUUAAAAGAACUAAGUGUUCUAUCCAAAAAAUGACAAAGGGGUUCUAGUUUUUAUAACUUACAGCGGUUGAAAUGAAAUGACACAAGUCUUUCACAAAAAAAGAUGUUUGUUUUAGAUGUUUAGUAUCAUUUCUCUUAUGCGUGCAUUAGAUGCUGUGUCUGAAAUAUGUAAAUAUGUAAUAUACAUGCUUGCAUACGUUACACAAGUGAGUGAAACUUAUUACAUGAAUAAGUAACUUGUUGAGCUAUGCAUUAUCCAUUAGGAAUAUUUCAGAAUACAUUCUAAGAUUGACCUGUACAUAAGGCUUCGAC